AUGCCUUACCGGCCGUACCUGCCGUACCUGCCAGUCAUCGCGCCCUCCGUGCCUGCCCCCAGCAACGAAGGGGGGGGGGGGAAAUCACGUGCUUCUGUAAUUUUCAGUACGAGGGGCCCCGGUCGCGUUCGCCCUCUCCUUUCUGAACCCGCCUUCCUUCAGUCUCGACCCCCGACCGCCCGUGUCUUGAAAUCUUCGCGAUCCCCGAGAAUACGCUCCGCGUUCGCUCCGCGACCAACCCCCUUCCCCUCCCUCCCCACCAUCAACGUGGCCCCGAUCCCCAAAGCCCUCCCCGCCAGUGGCCGACCGGGCGGGCAAUGGGGAAUGCCUCCUCUGUCGGCGUACACUUCGUUUGAGUCCCUACUCUUCUUCCAAUCCCUUGCGACAUCUGAUGUGCGCCCCGCGAGCUUCGCGUCGAUCUCGGCGCUUUUGAGCAAUAAUCCGCUUGUGCGCCAGAAUGUAGCCUUCAGUGCCGAUCGCCUCAGCCCAGAAGCUUUGGAGGAUCUCUAUGCGACCUUGUUACGCGACGGCUUUGAUCGCGACCAUGUGUCGACAGCCUUGAAUGGACGCUCAACGGAGACCUCGGGCCCAAGUAACCCGAAGAAGCGCAAAAUCUCCAGCCCGCGCCCGGAGGGGCUCGCCGAUGGACUUCCCCAUGCCGUUCUGGUUCCUGAGCUGGUGUCAUACCUCUACGCACGGUAUAAGGAGCGUGUGACGAAGGAGAUCAGGGAUGACGAAAAGCGGUACGCCGAAAUCAAGACCGAAAUCGAGCGCCUGCAGAAGGAAGGCGCCAAGUCCACGGUGCAGGCCGCGAAGGGUAUUGUCGCACCGCAAGCUACAAAGCCCGAACGUGGCGAGCUUAUGGAUAUCGACGUGAAACAAGAAACUCCACGACAUGAACAUCCCGACCAACCGAUCCCUCGCGCGAAACAAGCCCCAGCGGGCCAACCGAUUCCGCAGGGGACCAAGCCUGAGUCGAGUCAAUCCAGAGAUAUACCACGUCCGGGGGGGUUACCUGUGGCCCUCGGGCCGCCUGGAGCUCAAUCACCGCACGCUCCAAUCCAACCCACUCUCGUCAAGGCUGGACAGUCACCACAGCCGCAGACGGUCAAUGGGCAGAAUAUACCGCACCCUCCAGCCCAACCGUCGCUUCCUCCCAAAACUCUGCAGCCAGGCCCUUCAACUCCUGCAGCAGCACGAAUCACGCCAGCCCAUCCGUCGCAAGUUGCUCCACGUCCCAAUACCCUUGUGGCUACGCCUAUUCCCCCAGGCAAAGCUGCUAUACCCCCAUCCGCUCCCCCACAACCCACCCCCACCAAAUCCAGCUUCCAGCAGUGGCAGCUCGAAGCACCUCCACACUCUCCUUACUCCGCAACCUCCCCCACCACCGUUACGCCCCAGGUCAGCUCAGCAGCCGCAAAACAGCCUCUACCCCUCUCUCCCCAAGUCCCUUCAAGGACACAGUCCAAGGCCUCCAUUUCCUCAGCCGUUCCAAGCACGCCUGGUGUGCCGACUUCGGCAGCUCAGACUCCUGUUCCCAUUGGGUACCCGCGCAUCUCACAAACGCCGAGUGGGGUGAUUCCAUCUUACUCCGAAUCCCGUGGAUCACGCCCUCGAUUAUCCAUUGACACCCCAGGAUCUUGCACCCCAUGGAAGAGAACCCCGCGUUUGAGUAUCCCCGAGUCACCGGCAUCACCAGAUCGCCCACGGCCAGAAGAUGUUAGUCCGAUCAGCGAAAGAGCCCCUUCUCCCGAUGCUAUGGAUAUAUCGCCACCUCGGGAGAGGAAGAUCACUCGUCGAAGCCAAGCUACUGUUUCGGAAAGCAAGGGAUCAGCGCCCAGUAUCAAGAUCGAGAAAGGCGCCUCGGCCCGGAGGAAACGUGCGAUCAGCUCCGCCUCUACUCAAAGCCGCGGGCGUUCGGUGGUCUCGCGUGAUGAGUCACCCGAUCCUUCUAGGUCCGCGACACGCCGGAAGGCAGCCGUGGCAAUUCCGGAUGACCAAACGCCCAAGGGACGAUCGAAGCGCAAGCGUGGUGUCAGUGAGUCCAUGGAUCAGGAACCCAUCCUCCCUGAGCAACCCAAGAUCGAUACCACCAAGUAUGUUCUUUGCACACGCGGUUUCCACCGAACAGCUGCUCCCAUUUUAAACGAUGUGACAACCCACAAGCUUGCGUCGAUCUUUGCCAAGCCACUGGGAGAGCGGGAUGCCCCGGGCUAUCACGAUCUCAUUUAUCGACCUCAGGACCUAAAGUCUAUCAAGUCUGCCGUCCAUCAGGGAAGCAAAGCUGUUGCCGCCGCAACCGAGGCCGUCAGCACUCCUGCAGGGGACGGUGAAUCUCCCGUACCUGCUGCCGGGACUCCGUCCAAGAACAACGUGCUCAUGCUGCAGAAGACCGAAGAUCUCAUCCCACCCAAGGGUAUUGUGAAUUCCGCCCAGCUGGAGAAGGAGUUUAUCCGCAUGUUCGCGAACGCAAUUAUGUUCAACCCCGUCCCGGAAAGAGGCUUGGGUCCCGCCUUCCCAAUGAGGAAUGAGCGUGGCUCGCGCGAAAGUACUCAGUCCGGUGACGGUGACGAAGGAGGUAUUAUCCAGGACUCGUUGGAGAUGUUCGAGGACGUCGAGCAAGCUGUGACUCACUGGCGUCAAGCUGAACGUACCGCUGAGCGCAAUGCCGACGAGUUAGCGAAUAAGAACGUGCUCGCUUUGCGACGUGGCAGCGCCAGUGAUUUUAACACUGAUAGCGCGGACGACGUUAAAGGGUGA
Penicillium canariense is the source of this 2760-nucleotide messenger RNA. RefSeq lists its product as uncharacterized. The record is from RefSeq and is a predicted model, not a curated record. Bases 1 to 2760 code for a protein of 919 amino acids. Gene Ontology annotation, cellular component: NuA4 histone acetyltransferase complex. The transcript has 2 exons. Gene Ontology annotation, molecular function: protein binding. Lineage: Eukaryota; Fungi; Ascomycota; Eurotiomycetes; Eurotiales; Aspergillaceae.